CAAUGACGAAAAGAAACUCAGGCUCAGCUAGUGGAUUAUCCAUCGAACAUUUGUACUAUGAUAUUCUUCUUAGAAUAUUUAUGAAUCUUAAUGUUGUGGAACUUUCAAUUGUGUCGAUGGUUUCCAAGUCAUGGAACCAUAUUAGUCGUGACCCUCUCCUUUGGGCUAAGCUUGAUCUUUCUCGAGUAAGCUCCAAUGCUUUUAAUAUACCAUCGGUGCCAGAGGCUUGGUCAGAUACCAAUUCUAGCAACAAAUUAACAACAUUAUUGAAGUAUGCUCUAAGUUUGAGCAAUUAUAAUACAACUUGCAUAGUAUUCAAUUACUUUAUAUACUUGACGGAUCUACAUUUAGUCUUCGUUGCUGAAAGGACUCCAAAUCUGAAACGAUUAGUACUACCUUUUUCGGGCAAACUAUCUAGUGUUGGAGUAAAAACUGCAAUGAAGUCAUGGAAAAAUCUUCAAUCAAUCACUAUUACCAAUAUCGUCAAGUCAAGAACAAUUUUCUCUGCCAUUCAUAAGUACUCCCAAAAUAUCAUUGAAUUAAAAUUUGCUUGCAACUUUGAAAUAUGUCAAGGAGAAUUCUUGGUUAAAUACACUCCAAAUUUGAGGGCCUUGAGUCUUCGAAAUGUAAUGGUGAAUCUAAGAGCAUUGUUGAAAGUACUCAAUAGCUUGGAAAAGUUGGAGGAGGUAAAUAUUUGUCAUAGUCUAAUUUGGGAUAGAGUAAAUGGUAAAGUUGAAUCGUACAUUAUCCAUGAUGUGCGAGAUCGUUUGAAUCUCUCAUGUCUACAAAAACUUAUAUUUUGUCAAAGAAAUAGGUGCCUUAAGUGCAAGAAUGAGAUCAACAUUUCAAGAAGCCAACCCUAUGUGCAUUUUGAGAAUCUUUGGCGUCAAGAUGAGAUUCGGUCUCUUGGACAUUAAAUAUUCUUAUAAACAUAUGUUCAAGGAUGCUUAAAACUUUGGUUAAGUCAUUUUCUUGUUGCUGUUGGAAUAAAGUUAGCAAACAUUGAAGCAUAUUUAGUCCGAUUCAGCUGUAAUGUAUUGCAUUCCAUUUAUGGGAAUA
Cicer arietinum (chickpea) is the source of this 1059-nucleotide messenger RNA. RefSeq names its product F-box/LRR-repeat protein At3g48880-like. Gene Ontology annotation, molecular function: protein binding. The record is from RefSeq and is a predicted model, not a curated record. Lineage: Eukaryota; Viridiplantae; Streptophyta; Magnoliopsida; Fabales; Fabaceae.